Messenger RNA from Dujonia railenensis, 912 nucleotides. The record is from the annotation of a GenBank genome assembly. NCBI's taxonomy places the organism in Eukaryota, Fungi, Ascomycota, Pichiomycetes, Serinales, Debaryomycetaceae.
AUGUCUUCUCUUCCAUAUACUAUUCAGGAUAAGCUGAGAAUAUCAGAGAGUCUUGUCACUCACGAUAAUAUUAAUUUCUGUACGGUUUCCAUUUCUCCACCAAAAAAUACCUUGGUCAAGGGAAAGAUGAUGUUCAUUCAUGGGUUCUCGGAACAUGCUGGGAUGUACUAUAAGUUGAUGGAGACGUUCUCUGACCAAGGAUAUGAAUGUUUUACUUUUGACCAAAGGGGCUCGGGAAAGACCUCCUUGGGAAAAUACCGCGGACGUGUAGGAAGAACAAAAGAAAAGAUAUACACCGACGUGGAUAAGAUGAUGGAAGUUGCCUGGUUUGCUGACGAAAAGGAGGUUCAAGUCCCUCUCGUUUUAGUAGGCCACUCUAUGGGUGGAGGCAUUGCAUUAAGUUACGGGGUAAAGGGUAAAUAUCGCAAUCGUAUCUCAGAUAUUAUAGUAACUGGUCCUUUAAUCCAAUUGCAUGAAUCAAUUACUCCACAUCCAAUCAUUGUAUAUAUCUUAAGCACGAUAGCUAGUUGGUUCCCAAAUUUGGCAUAUGCUACCUUGGAGGGUCCCACAAGAGUCACUUCUUCUGAGCCUUGGAAAGAAUACCUCGCUGAAGAAGUUCUAUGCAGAGGAACUGGUACUUUAGGUCAAUUAAACAAUAUGAUUUCAAGAGGAUCAGACUUACUCUAUGGAGAUAUCUCAACAAUCAAUCCUAAGUUGAGAAUCUUGCUUCUACAUGCUGAUAAUGAUAGCGUUACAAGUAUUAAGGCCCUGGAAAAAUUUAUUGAUAGAGUAGACUUACCAAAGGAAAAUAAAAAAUUCCUUAAAGUGAAAAAUGCCUGUCAUUCUUUAUUUAUUGAAGACGACGUAGUGUAUGACAAUGUCAUUGAGCUGAUCAAUGCAUUUCUUAAUUAG